Hyposmocoma kahamanoa is the source of this 4631-nucleotide messenger RNA. RefSeq names its product facilitated trehalose transporter Tret1-like. NCBI's taxonomy places the organism in Eukaryota, Metazoa, Arthropoda, Insecta, Lepidoptera, Cosmopterigidae. The transcript is spliced from 5 exons. Gene Ontology annotation, cellular component: membrane. Gene Ontology annotation, molecular function: transmembrane transporter activity. Gene Ontology annotation, biological process: transmembrane transport. Bases 289 to 1767 code for a protein of 492 amino acids. The record is from RefSeq and is a predicted model, not a curated record.
CAGCUUUGUGUAGUGAGACGUUGAAGAACGCCUCAUUACGCUGUUUUUCAGUGGCACCAUAAAUGGACAAAAAGAAAGAUGGCGCCUCGUCCAAAAAGGCGAUAUAACAUCACAAUCCGAAUGACAAGAAGAACACCGAUCGACAUUCGAAAUUCUUAAAAACAAAACUCCUAAAGAAACCUACAAAACAUAUUCCUUAAAAAAACCGAAAACCUCCAAACCUAAAACCGUGCCCCUCAGGGUUGAUUAUGCUUUUCUUGUACCCAAAGUGAAGUGAACUUUGUAUUAAUGUGUGAAAAGGCGAGUUUGCACAAAAUGACGAACAUCACGCCGGAGACGCGCGUCAUGAUGAUGCGCAGCGUCGACAAGACCUGCUAUCGACGACAGAUCCUAGCAGCCUUGGCUGUGUCUCUUGGUCCGUUCGCGGCGGGGCUGAGCAAGGGCUACAUGUCCCCGGCCAUCGCCUCCAUGCAGGACUCAAAACCUAGCAACGGUUCCUUCACAGUCGAUGACCAGCAGGCUAGCUGGAUCGCCAGUCUCAGCUUUUUGGGUGCUCUAGUCGGUGGAAUAAUUGGAGGUAUGACGAUGCGUCUCGGGCGCCGAGCAGUUCUCCUAGCAGCAGCCCUUCCAUACACGCUGACCUGGCUGACUACAGCGCUGGCGUCCAGCGUCAACAUGCUGGCAGCUGUAUCUUUCUGCGGAGGUGUUCUUUUGUGCUGUAUUACUAUGAUUACUCAGGUGUACGUUACAGAGAUAGCCCUACCAGAAAUCCGAGGAUGCUUAUCAUCGGUUCUAAAGAUCCUGAACUACAUCGGCAUACUAAUAUCGUACUCUGUAGGGGCCUACCUAAACUGGUAUCACCUUGCCCUUGUCGUUGCUACGGCCCCAGUAUUACUUUUUCUGGCGUUACUCUUUAUACCCGAAACACCAUCUUCUCUUCUUUUGAGGGGUAAAGAAGAGAAGGCAGCUGAAGCUUUACAAUGGUUACGAGGGCCCGAAGCUGAUAUUCGUCAAGAACUAGCGACUAUAAGAACAAAUAUAUUGGCCAGUAAGCAGUAUCAUGACAGUAGGACGAGCAAAAUUAAAGUUCUUUUCUCUAAGAGAUUGACAAGGCCAGUUCUUAUUACUUGUGGGUUGAUGUUCUUUCAAAAAUUUACUGGUGCUCAUGUUUUUAGUUUUUAUGCCGUGCCUUUGUUUAAAAAGACCUUUAAAAUUAUGAAUCCGCACGGAGGUGCUAUCGCCAUCGGUGUUGUUCAAUUAUUAGCAUCAUGUCUAUCUGGCAUGUUAAUUGAUCACGUUGGAAGGCUACCUUUACUACUCGUUAGUGGAGUAAUGAUGUCCAUGGCCUUGGCUGGAUUUGGUUCCUAUUUAUAUUAUGAUGAUAUUUUAAGAAGUCCAACAGAUAUUACUCAAGAUGUUGGUUCAUAUGAUUGGAUUCCUUUGAUCUGUGUAUUGACUUUUACGAUUGCAUUUUCUUUAGGAAUAAGUCCUAUUGCGUCUUUGCUCAUCGGGGAAUUGUUUCCUUUAGACUACAGGAGCAUAGGUAGUGCUUUAGCUACUAGCUUUGGUCACCUCUGUGGGUUUUUGAGUAUAAAGACUAAAGCUGAUUUUCAAAGUUUAAUAGGGUUACACGGUUUGUUUUGGUUAUAUGCCGGAAUAUCAGUUCUCGGUCUAUUGUUUGUUGUACUAUUUGUACCGGAGACAAAAGGUAGGGAAAUUGAUGAAAUGGACCCUCGGUAUGUUGAGUCAUUAUGUAUUAACCGAUAGUAUAUAGUUAAGUAUUUAGGUUUUAAUAGAAAUUUGCCUUUAAUAGAAACAUGUGUGAUUAGUAAAGCAUCAACGUUUGUCUUUGUAAGGGUAUUGUCAUAAACUAUUAUAAUAUCUGGAGUUAAAACAUAGUAUUGUUUUAUAGGAAAUAGUACAAAUGUUUAAAACUGUUUUAUAGUCAAUGAAUUUUUUUUUACAAUUUAGUCUUGUAUGUGCUGUAUCGGCUUGCUAAUUAGGUCUUCAAAGAGUUUGAGACCGGGCAACGCAAUAACAAAACAUCACACGCCAGUAUUUCUUUCCAUCAACUAAAAUUCAUUCAACCUGGUAAAAUCUAGCGCGUCUAGCUGUGUUCACAUUACUUAGUGUUGGUAGUAGGCUACAAUUUCAGUAUUUAUUUCAAAUCGAAGUAGCAACUUGAAUAAUGUUAAUACUUUUUCAUUUAAUCUCUCAUUCCGUAAUUUUAGCUUGAAGGCAAUUCCAGUUGAGGGCAGUAGUUUUCCAUUUUCUUUUUAGAAUAAUGAGAACCAGUCCAGUAUUAUUUCUUUCCAGUGCUAGAGCGCGGAACAAGAUUAGAACAGUUGUUCUUGUCGAGGAUUUUCUCAUACUUUGACAGGAAUCAUGUAAACGAUUUACUGGAACCUAUGGUCUGGAUCACAGAACUUGAAUGCAUCAGUCAUUUUAAGGCCUUUGUGGUUAUUCAUUUAACGAUUGAUGACUUCUAAUCAUCUCCCUAUAUUUGAAUGAUAACGACAAAAUAUAAAUGGUUUGAAUUUAGUUUCACGUGUAGGUAGAUACGAAGUGUGCGGUGAAUCGGGAAAAAAAUUGUGACAAUAAAGCUGCAAAAAGGCGAGACGAAAAAAGAGAGUAGACAAAUUCUUCUUUUUCGUUGCACUCUUGACACAGCGGUUGUGAUCACGGAAUAUGUUUGUUAGGGGCUGAUGUACUCGCCAUCUCUCUCUGUUAGUGGACUCUCUCUUCCACUCGUGCAAAGUUUUUUGUGUCGGUCCAUCGCAUGGGUCAAUCCGCACAGUCUAGUGCCCUCGACUCUGCCUUGCAUGAUAAUAUGCUUUAUGGAGUCAAAGCUCCGUCUUGAAGCUCAGUCUUGUUUCUUAAGAACUUCAGGAUGUGAAUUUGCAUCACAGCAGACAGCUGCUAGAUCCUUAAGGAUUAGCUAGUUAACCCGUGACCAUGUAGCGUGUAACCGCUCUGAAAAAUCAGGAGAAGAUUGACACUUUGGUAACAAGCCUGAUACUAGCAAUAAUCCUUUGGUUAGUAGUUUCUGAGAUAUUUGAGGUAGUGUAGGAGGUGUAAAUACAGCGCUGAUGUUUUACUUUUAUGAUAGUUUUAACUAGACGGUGUCUUCCUUCAGUAUUAUUGUUGUUAGUAUACUCGAGAUUGCCUUUUGUGCCUUAUUAGUAUUCCUAUUAAAUAUCAAGGUUAAUAAAUAUAUUUUGGUUUCACUUAUAGGUUCGAAAUGUACUUAUUCGUAAAAUAUCACAUGUAGAUAAAAAAAAAGGCAGAGGACUUUCAUGACCUGAUCAAGUCUUACAUUUCAAGUGUCGUGAUCAGUUCAAGAAAAAAAAGCACAAACCUACGGUUUAUUAAGAUCACAAUAUAUGUAGAUAGGUAACCAGAGAGUUUGUUAAUCUUGAUAUAAUAUCACAAGACUUUUUUCCUAUUGUAGAUAACGUAAUGAAAUUAAAUUUUAACUCAGGUAUAUAACUGAGUAGUUUUCGAAGUAGAUCUGAGAAAGCAAUGUAAUAUAAAGUAAAAUACGUAACUAUGUUUUCGUUUUCAACGUACAUUUGUGACGAAACUUGUUUUUGUAAAAUAUACGCGGUAAAAGAAUUAAGUUUACAGGAAUAAAUAUACUAGGGAGAGAAACGUGCGCAAUUUUAGUUGAUCGUCAUAAGUGGAAUACUUAAAAAUAUAAUACUCAGAUUGGCGCGCAGGUUGGGUCUAUUUACGCGUGCUAAGAAACCUGUAAGAUUUGUCCCUAGGCUAAAGACAAAACAGUUGGAAGAUAUAAUUCUAACAUACAUCGUUUUGCAAUUACAAUUUUUUUUUUAUCUUAAAAUGUAAACUUAUUUCUUUUGCCCCGUAUAUAUUAUUGUUUUGUUUUAAAUUCGUCUUUGCUUUACGGGCUAUAUAUAUAUAUAUAUAUAUAUAUUUUGUGUCACAAAAUAAGUUUAAGCAAGAAACAUUUAAGCGUACGCCAAAAGAGGCUGCUGUAUAUUCUAAAAGACCUCUUGUUAGUACUUAUUUCCUUGUCUUAGAGAGCUUAAGGUUGUUGACUGUUAAGGUUCAAAUGCUGUAGAAUUAUCAAACCAACCAUUUACAUGGCUUAAUAUCACGUUAAAGACAAAAAGAAACUCAUAUUCACCAAUCACUUGAGUUUAUUGAUGUGGCAAUUACGCAUUAUUUAACGUGAUAUGAUCAUAUUAUUCCUCUCCUUAUUUUCUGAUGUAUUUGAUGUUUUUGUCGAAACUACGUACGGGAGUCAUCUUACCGACGCGGAAUCGUCUAGAGCCGUUCAGGAAAAGCUAUAUAUCUAAGCUAUAAGAGCGAAAAAGGUGUGCUUUGUGUUUCGUUGUUUCGCUUUCGUCUUUUUUGAUGCAAAGACACUUUUUUGUCUGGCUCAAGCCGUUUUCUCAUCGAUAAGUGAGAUGACUCCCUAAAGGCCACCAUUUACGGAUCAAUUUGACUUAACGAUUAUCGUAACGAUCAAUCGAAACUUGGAAUCGUCUGUAUAUUGGAGGCCUUAAGACGUACGAUCUUCCUCAGUUUUCUAGCAAACAUUCUCCACUCCGUAUGUCCAUUUUUUUUUACAUAUUAACAUAACUUAUUGAUAGUACAAAAUUGAU